UCCCCGCCCCGCCCCUCCGGUAGCGGCGGCGGCCGCCGGUACCGGUACCCGCGGGCUCCGCCAUGGCACCGCCCGGCCCCCCGCCCCCCGCCGAGCCUCGCUAGCCGCGCCGCUAUGAGCUCACGGCAGCCGGACGCUCCCGCGCUGGAGCAGGGCGGCGGGGCCCGCCCCGGUAAGAUGUCGCUGCCCGUCGGUGUGCCGCGGCGGGCCUUCAGCUACGACGACGCCCUGGAGGACACGGCGCCCAUGACACCGCCGCCCGCCGACCUGUGCGCCAACGUCCUCUGGAAGCAGCCGGUCAUCCCCGAGCGCAAGUACCAGGAGCUCUCGAAGAUUGAGGAAGGGGAUGGCAAUAUGAAUGCACCUGUCAUAACUCCGUCAUCGUCCACUGAAAGUGUGAACAAGGUACCCGUGGUGAAGGCCAAGGCCACUCAUAUCAUCAUGAACUCUCUCAUUACAAAGCAGACUCAGGAGAGCAUUCAGCGCUUUGAGCAGCAGGCGGGGCUGAGAGAUGCUGGCUACACUCCCCACAAAGGCCUCACUACUGAGGAGACCAAGUACCACCGAGUGGCUGAGGCAGUCCACAAGUUAAAAAUGCAGAGUGGAGAGAUGACAAAAGAUGACAAACAGACUUCUUCUGCUCAGUCCACUCCAAGCAGCACUCCCCACUCCUCUCCCAAGCAUAAAACCAGGGGUUGGUUUAGUCAGGGAUCCUCUACUUCUAUCACUGGCCCAGACUUUGCCAUGGAAGCUGGUGGGGACAAAUUGCCAUCUGAAAGGUGGAGCUUUUUUGGACCCAAAGCCAUCCAGAAAUCCACCAAUGAUCCAGGAGGAUUUACCAUCCAAUCCUAUAAGGGUGCCCAGAAGCCAUCCCCAAUGGAGCUGAUGCGUGCUCAGGCUACUAGGAUGCCAGAGGAUCCAGUCACCUUCAAGCCACCCAAAAUGGACGUUCCAGUCACAGAAGGGAGGAAACAAUCUCCACGUUCUCAUAAUAUAAAACCUCGGGAUCUGAAUGUGCUCACUCCUACUGGGUUCUAGGAAGAAUGCUUCUGGUGUCUUUAGUGGGCUACAGGGUAUCCUAGGCUCUACUUCCCUGUCCCAUUGUGCUGCAGUAAAAUAGGAAAGUCUCCUUCCAGCUCUUCAUCUCAGAAAAAGUUGUGAUUGUCCUCCUGAAGCCAGUCUUGGAAAAACUCCUGCACUAGUACUAAACCAAUGUAAACCAUCCUGUCUGCUAUAUGGCACUGGUUUGCUAGGCUGCACCAGGUGUGCUUCCCAGUACACAACACCACAGUAAGACCUUCAGCCAUGUUUUGUGGGACAGGACUGCAUGUGGUGUGCAAGCAGGCUGGCUUGUCUACCUGUAGUCUGAUUGUCUUGUCCUGCUCAGUGCUGAAGUACCCUCAGGAGGACUGUGGUUCUGUCUGGCGUAUACGGAACACCAGCAGAAAAUUAUGAAAACAAGAACUGAAAACUGGACCAUUAACUGCCAGAAGAAAGUUUCUCUGGGAAUGUGGCGGGUCAGUUUUAAAUGUGGUACUCCCUUACUAUCCAGUGUGACCUUACAGUUCAACACCUAGUGCUUGUCUGUUUUUUGGAAUUUUUUUAAAAGAAAAGUGGAACAGUAAGCAUUCUAAGAUGCUUUUAUUAGAAAGGCGGGGAGCAGAAACUAAUGGGGUUUGGCAGUAACAAGUAAGAAUUGCUUCUUUUCCAAUUUUUCAUAUUUCUCCAAAAAGGUGGAAAUGACCAGAUCUGGUGUGGCUUGAAUUAAGUAAUCCUCUCUCCUUUCUGUAAAACACUGUCCUGCUUUCUCCUAGACAACAGGCUUACAGAUGUUCUGGCACUCUGGGUGCUGCUUGAUUUGUUUGGUUUUUUUCCUAAUAUAUUUUAUGAAUUCUGUAGAAGUGUAUUAGACAUCAAGGGCACUUCUCAAAUAGGGUUUUUUUGUUUCAUCAGCAUUAAAUGCAUUUUGCAGGGCUGGGGGAGGACUGAGGGCAGAUCAGGGCUAAACAUUCCUCCUGGCUACGACACAGUUAUAUGUAAUUUUUGGCCUAGUCAGAACCAGUUACUGGGAACAACUAACACUUGCUUUCAUGAAAAGUGGAAGGAACAUUCGGCUACCAUCUAAUCCCUUAAUCAUUAUAGGCAGUGUUGCUCUGUGAUGUUCACCUGUUCUGAGGCAAACAGGUCUCCUCUCUCUUGAUCGGAUCGUUGCAGAGCUCCCUCAGCCAGCACCAGGCUUUCUGUGGUGGUGAGGUGGCAGCAGCAGCUUUCCAUCUGGUACUAGAAUCUUCUCUGUUGCCAGGGCAUUAUACAGAGGUUAUUUAACAUCUGGUAACCCUUGAGCUCUGGGAUUUCUGCUGCCUUAAACCAAACAUUCCUCCCAGAGGGUGAGGCAAGGUUGGCUCACUCGGCUAGUUGCUGUCCCCUCUGAAGAAGCACGUUUUGUGGCUUUGCUUCCUCUUGAGCUUCAGCAGCACUGCCAAUGAUGUGUUGAAAGUCUACCACCCAACCAAACAGUUUUCACUGUCACCACUCAUUUGCACCUUGGCAAUCAGUGUCUCAUUUUACAUUAAUUUAUUUGUUGUCUGUAUUCAUGUCUCUAAAAAUGUAUGAUUUUUUUGUUUGUUACAAGAAAAUAAAAUCCUUGUGAGUGGA
Molecule: messenger RNA, 2655 nt
Organism: Tyto alba (common barn owl)
Lineage: Eukaryota; Metazoa; Chordata; Aves; Strigiformes; Tytonidae
Product: KIAA1191 ortholog
Exons: 7
Coding region: 115-1038 (307 amino acids)
Cellular component (GO): cytoplasm
Source: RefSeq, a predicted model, not a curated record